CAACCUGCUACGGUCAUACCGCACGUACUUCAGUGGUAAUCGCAUCCCAAACCGCAGCAAAACAAGGAAUAACCAUGAACCGCUACGCGGUAAGCUCGCUGGUGGGGCAAGGAUCCUUCGGGUGCGUCUACAAGGCGACGCGCAAGGACGACAGCAAGGUGGUGGCCAUCAAAGUGAUCUCCAAGCGCGGAAGAGCCACUAAAGAGCUGAAGAAUUUGCGCAGGGAGUGCGACAUUCAGGCCCGGCUGAAGCAUCCGCACGUCAUCGAGAUGAUCGAGUCCUUUGAGUCAAAGACGGACCUCUUCGUGGUCACUGAGUUCGCGUUGAUGGAUCUGCACCGCUACCUGUCCUACAAUGGAGCCAUGGGCGAGGAGCCGGCACGCCGGGUGACCGGGCAUCUGGUGUCCGCUCUGUACUACCUGCAUUCAAACCGCAUUCUCCACCGGGAUCUCAAACCACAAAACGUCCUGCUUGACAAGAACAUGCACGCAAAACUUUGCGACUUUGGACUGGCCCGCAACAUGACCCUGGGCACCCACGUGCUCACCUCAAUCAAGGGAACGCCCCUCUACAUGGCCCCGGAGCUGCUGGCGGAGCAGCCGUACGACCACCAUGCGGACAUGUGGUCACUGGGCUGCAUAGCCUACGAAAGCAUGGCCGGUCAGCCGCCCUUCUGCGCCAGCUCCAUCCUGCAUCUGGUGAAGAUGAUCAAGCACGAGGACGUCAAGUGGCCCAGCACGCUGACUAGCGAGUGCCGCUCCUUCCUACAGGGCCUGCUUGAGAAGGACCCCGGUCUGCGCAUAUCCUGGACGCAGCUGUUGUGUCACCCCUUCGUUGAGGGACGCAUCUUUAUCGCAGAAACGCAGGCAGAGGCGGCCAAGGAAUCGCCUUUCACAAAUCCCGAAGCCAAGGUCAAGUCGUCAAAGAAGUCCGAUCCGGAGGUAGGCGAUCUGGACGAGGCCCUGGCCGCUUUAAACUUUGGCGAUCCGCGACAGGAAAACUUGACUACCUCCCGCGACAGCAUAAACGCCAUUGCUCCCAGCGACGUUGAGCAUCUUGAGACCGAUGUGGAGGACAAUAUGCAACGUGUGGUCGUUCCGUUCGCGGAUUUGUCCUACAGGGAUCUGUCCGGGGUUCGAGCAAUGCCGGUGGUACACCAGCCGGUGAUCAACUCGCACACUUGCUUCGUCAGUGGCAACUCCAACAUGAUCCUCAACCAUAUGAACGACAACUUCGACUUUCAGGCUCCCUUGCGGGGCGGAGGCGUGGCCGCUAAGCCAAUAGUCUCUCCAACCGUACGCCAGUCGCGCAGCAAGGAUCUAGAGAAGCGUAAGCUUAGUCAAAAUCUGGACAACUUCUCUGUUCGCUUGGGUCACAGCGUCGACCAUGAGGCGCAACGCAAGGCCACGGAGAUUGCUACACAGGAAAAGCAUAACCACGAAAAUAAGCCUCCCGCUGAAGCCAUUUCCUACGCAAGUUCUCAGCACCCGCAGCAGCAGCCACAACAACUUAAGCACUCAAUGCAUUCCACCAAUGAGGAAAAGCUGAGCAGCGACAACACUCCGCCGUGCCUGCUCCCGGGGUGGGAUAGCUGCGAUGAAUCCCAAAGUCCGCCCAUCGAAAACGACGAGUGGCUAGCCUUCUUGAACAGAUCGGUGCAGGAGCUGCUUGACGGCGAACUAGACUCAUUGAAACAGCACAACCUGGUGAGCAUUAUUGUGGCACCGCUGCGCAACUCCAAGGCCAUUCCACGGGUGCUCAAGAGUGUGGCCCAGCUGCUGUCGUUGCCCUUUGUGCUGGUGGAUCCUGUUUUGAUGGUUGAUCUCGAGCUCAUCCGCAACGUGUACGUGGACGUAAAACUGGUGCCCAAUCUUAUGUAUGCCUGCAAGCUGCUUCUCUCUCACAAGCAACUCUCGGACUCGGCCGCCUCCGCCCCACUCACCAUGGGUUCGCUCAGUCGAACGUUGCGUAGCAUCCCGGAGCUAACUGUCGAGGAGCUGGAGACGGCUUGCAGUCUGUACGAACUAGUCUGCCACUUGGUACACCUGCAGCAGCAGUUCCUCACGCAGUUCUGCGAUGCGGUAGCCAUUCUGGCAGUAAGCGAUCUGUUCCUCAACUUUCUCACACACGACUUCAGGCAAUCGGAUUCGGAUGCCGCCUCUGUUCGCCUGGCUGGCUGCAUGUUGGCCCUGAUGGGCUGUGUACUGCGCGAGCUGCCCGAAAACGCGGAGCUGGUAGAGCGGAUUGUCUUUAAUCCGCGGCUAAACUUCGCCUCGCUCCUGCAGAGCCGACACCACCUGUUGCGGCAACGUUCCUGCCAGCUUUUGCGCCUGCUGGCCCGCUUCAGCCUGCGCGGCGUGCAGCGCAUCUGGAAUGGAGAGCUGCGAUUUGCGCUGCAGCAACUCUCUGAGCACCACUCGUACCCGGCACUCCGUGGGGAGGCCGCCCAGACCCUCGACGAGAUCAGCCACUUCACUUUUUUCGUUACCUAGCCGGCACUUUCUUUUAUUGGCCUCAGGCGUCUCUAUCCGAGCAGAUCCUGAAUGUUGCCCUGGAAGUAGUCGAGCAGUUCGUCGAUGUAGUUCCCGAAGCGGUCGAAGUUGAGCAGGUAGUCCUCGCUGCAGUCCUGUUCGUACAUCUCGUUCAGCUUGGACACAUCCUUGUCGGAGAGGCCGCGUCUCUGGCCCAGCGAGGCGUACGGAUCCUGGAAGAAAAGGACAGGAGUCAGAGAGUGUAGGGGAUGCAAGCUCCCCCAAGUCAUUACAAACUUCUCAUCGCUUUAACUAAAACUGCUAAGGCAUAGUCAACCAUUCAGCUAAAGCAUUCUCUUUCGAUAUACAUCCAAUUGGACAAGGAAGCAAAAUGCUUCGUCUACUCCUAGCAUAGUUGUUCGUCAUUGGACCAUGUGUUAAUAUAGGAAUUCCUAAUCUGAAUCACUAUUACUAUCGAAUUUAAAUAUUUUAUGAGCCAUGAUUUUUGGCAUUCCUAAUGGAAUCUAAGAUAAUUGAUAGGUGUUUUUGAAUGCACAUAUUCAAGUGUGGUGUGUGCAAAUUUGAUGAUAGCAUAAUAGUUUGUAUCUCGAAAUAUAACCAUUUAAGUGUAGCAAUUGUUAAGAUAAGCGAAUUCACUGUAUGUCCAUACAAUAGUCCAUUAAUUCGCUGUAUUACUAUUGAAUGUUAAACUGAA
Messenger RNA from Drosophila mauritiana, 3186 nucleotides. It is a transcript of the gene fu, whose product is annotated as serine/threonine-protein kinase fused. Gene Ontology annotation, biological process: protein phosphorylation. Lineage: Eukaryota; Metazoa; Arthropoda; Insecta; Diptera; Drosophilidae. Gene Ontology annotation, cellular component: cytoplasm. The coding region runs from base 75 to 2492 and encodes 805 amino acids. The transcript has 4 exons. Gene Ontology annotation, molecular function: ATP binding; protein kinase activity. The record is from RefSeq and is a predicted model, not a curated record.